Postia placenta MAD-698-R-SB12 is the source of this 1572-nucleotide messenger RNA. RefSeq lists its product as hypothetical. The transcript is spliced from 6 exons. Lineage: Eukaryota; Fungi; Basidiomycota; Agaricomycetes; Polyporales; Adustoporiaceae. The coding region runs from base 1 to 1572 and encodes 523 amino acids. The record is from RefSeq and is a predicted model, not a curated record.
AUGUUCAGCUUUUCCUCUAGCCGAGUUCUUACGCUUGCGUUGCUCGCCAUUAUUCCUGUUACGUUUGUAUUUGCUGCUGAACAUCAAGUGGUCGUCGGUGGACCUGGCAUUCUGAGAUACAAUCCGGAAUAUGUAAAUGCCAACCCGGGCGACACUGUAGUGUUUUCGUUCAGGCAGGAAAAUCACACUGUGUCUCAGUCCUCCCUAGACGAUCCCUGUCAGCUUCUGAACGACGGGUUUGACUCGGGAUUCGUUCCUGUAGCGGAAAAUGACACAAAUGGGACUUUCCCUGCAGCCGAAUACACGGUGGUAGACAUGAACCCCGUGUGGGCGUUCUGCCGUCAGGCAAAUCAUUGCGAGCAAGGCAUGGUUUUUGCAAUCAAUCCAGGAAACCAAUUUGCGACAUUUAAAGCUAAUGCCAUGGACAACGUAACGUCGAACUCUUCGGCUGCCUCUACGACAUCUACGACAGCGUCUGCUAAUGCAACGACCUCGAGCACUGUCGUAUCAAAUUCUUCUACAAUAUCUUCGACUUCUAUUUCUGCUUCCACCACCACAGCUUCCGCGAAUGCUUCUUCUACUGUCGGUGGUAUCACUAUCACUGUAUCCGUGCCAGUUCCACAAUCAUCUCAGGCCACGUCGUUCGCAAGCGCCUCAAGUUCUGCCCCACCAGCUACUACGACAUCAUCCGACCAUCUUGUGUUGGUCGGUGCGAACGGAGAACUGACGUAUUCGCCAUCGAACAUCUCUGCAGAAGUGGGCGAUACAGUCACCUUCCGAUUCAUGCAGGCGAACCAUACUGCCACACAAAGCAGUUUCGCCGACCCUUGCAUCAGCCUCGCGAAGACGAGCACGAACGGCCAAGUAGGCUUUGAUUCCGGAUUCAUGCCUGUCUCAACGAAUGCAUCCCCUUACCCGACGUUCACAAUUCAGGUCAAUGAUACGGCGCCCAUCUGGGCCUACUGUAGACAGACCAAUCCCAAAAGCCACUGUGGCGCUGGCAUGGUCUUCUCCGUCAACGCCGUCGAGUCGAGCUCGAACAACUUCGCCGCGUUUGAGGCUAAGGCCAAGCAGAUCAAUGGCACUUCAACAAGUUCUACAACAUCGGACAGUGACAUUACAUUUCCGUUCAGCCACCGCUCAAGCGCAGUUGCUGUCGCCUGUGGUAUUUUCGGUGACAGUGGCAUCGACUCCGAAUCGCCAAGACCCCACACAGAACCAUCACCCGCCGCGUCGCCGUCAAAAUCUUCUGCAGGAUCACACAACAAGCACGCGCAGGACUCGGAUUCUUCUGCAAAGCAAUUGCCUUCGCUCGUGCCACUAGUCUCCUCUUAUAUUACGUGUGGCGAUUGCGGAAGCAUGAUCAACUCGUCAGAUGACGCCACACACCGGACCACUGUUUGCGGCAAAUUGGGACUGGCGGCGCUGAUUGCAACAACCAAAGCGGAAGAUGCAGAAGAGAUCGCGUCAACAGCCACCUUCGAGCCACCUUCCCCGACUGGCGCUGUGUACAAUGAGCCUCUCCUCGAGCGCAAAACACAAGAGACGGCAUCCACGCCCAGCCAGGGGUGA